AACGCGCAGGCAGGAAGCCGCCGGGCCGGCAGGCACCAAUCAGGCCGGCCCGGGGAGGGAGGGCGGCGGCCGAGGGGAGGCUGCCGGCGGGGAGGGAGGCCGAGCCGGCCCGGCGGUGCGAGGGGCAGAUGGCGGAGGGCGGCCCCCCCGGCGGCGGGGACCCGCCCGCCGCCUCAGGCGGGCAGGCAGGUCGUAACCUAAAGGAGUGGCUGCGGGAGCAGUUUUGCGACCACCCCAUCGAGCACUGCGAGGACACCCGGCUGCACGAUGCGGCCUACGUGGGGGACCUGCCCACCCUCAAGAGCUUGCUGCAAGAGGAGAGCUUCCAAAGCCGGAUCAACGAGAAGUCAGUGUGGUGCUGCGGCUGGCUGCCCUGCACGCCACUGCGCAUUGCUGCCACUGCCGGCCAUGGCCCCUGCGUUGACUUCCUCCUCCGCAAAGGGGCUGAGAUCGACCUGGUGGACGUGAAGGGACAGACCGCCCUCUAUGUAGCUGUGGUCAAUGGGCACCUUGAGUGUGCCAAGAUCCUCCUGGAAGCUGGAGCUGACCCCAACGGCAGCCGGCACCACCGCAGCACCCCAGUCUACCACGCGGCACGUGUGGGCCGGGCAGACAUCCUCCGGGAGCUGAUCAGGUACGGCGCAGAUGUGGAUGUCAAUCACCACCUCACUUCCCGGGUCCCCAGCCUCUCCCUGCGGCCCCUCACCACACUGGUGGUCUGCCCACUGUACAUCAGCGCUGCCUACCACAACCUCCAGUGCUUCCGGUUGCUCCUCCAGGCAGGAGCCAACCCAGAUUUUAAUUGCUGCGGGCCCAUCAACAUCCAAGGCUUCUCCCGGGGCUCCCCGGUGUGUGUGAUGGACGCUGUCCUGCGGCAUGGCUGUGAAGCAGCGUUUGUCCACCUCUUGAUUGACUUUGGAGCCAAUCUGAACCUGGUGAAAGUGGAGGCCUUGGGAGUUGAAUCCACAGGAAGGGUUAAAGUCAACCCUGAGGCUCUGGAGGUGUUCAAAGAAGCAAGGGGACGCACCCGGAGCCUCUUGUCUCUCUGCCGCAUAGCUGUACGAAGAAUACUUGGCAAAUCUCGUCUGGAUCUGAUCCAUAUCCUUCCAAUCCCAGACCCCAUUAAACAAUUUUUACUUCAUGAACACAGUUAAAGGGCAACUGGCUGCUUUCUGGGACAGUUUGAUUUGGUAAAUGAGUGCGCUGAUAAAGCCAGGUGCCGAUCCUAACCCUUCUCCCACGGUGAAAUGCUGUAUUGCUCAUGGAGUGCACAUAAUUUCCUGCCCCUGUGAUAUCCCCCUCCAAAUUUAGGGUGCAGUGAUUUUGUCUCUCUGUUCUUAAGCUACUGGUUAUCUAACUGGUGAUCUCUUGUUUGCAAGGUUGGGCAAUGAGGCAAAUAAGUGUGUGUGGCUGUUACAUGAGCAAAUACAAUAUAUCCUAUAGCUGUUAGCAUAUGUCUGUCUGUUAUGACUCUACCUCUGUUAUUGCUCUGUGUUACACGCACCUUGGGUCUCAGCGGUACUUCUGCGUGGGGAAAAUAUCCAUGCUUAAGUCUUUUCUCUUCCUAUAGUGUACAAGAGAGUCUCUUCUCGCCUUGGUAAGGGUUUUACAGGAACACUGUUCUCUUUCUGCCGUCAGUACCUAGCCUUUCUCUUCCCUAUGGAGUUUGUGAUUGCUGCUGUAGAAGUGGGUGUAUUUUCUUCUGUCCUCUUCUGGUGUGAAAUGCAUCAAGUUUCCUGUCCGGUGCUGUGCGUUACGUGGAAAAUAUAGUAUCCAUGUCUCUACGUGCUGCAAGGUAGCUGCUGACUUGGCUUUCUUCAUGUAGAGGCCCCAUUGCACAGACGGGAGAGUAGCAGAACAUGUAAUCCUAUCCUGUCUGAGACGUUUCUACCGAGCACCAGAUCUGCUGUGGCAUCUUGGCUCUCCCCCAGGUACUGUGAUGGACAAGGCAGGGUCUGGCUAGUCCUUAUCCUGACUGCUUGGGACUGGGUCAAGUCUCGUGACCAAAACUGAUAGCUACACAGCCUCUGGUGGGGAUGUGAUGCGUAUGGUUCAGUCGCCACUGCAGUGGUGGUGGGACAAGAACUGUGAUACUCAGCAUGUGAACCUGAAAGAUUUCUGGGGUACUUUUUGGAAAAGUAAUAGCUAAAUUAAUCUUCUGUUCACUGUAAAAUGGGUUCGAAUAUUUGGGAGUGACCAGGAGCAACAGUGGAGGGGCUGCUAAAUUAAACUGUUGUGUUGCUGUGCUGGGUGGUAGUUGAUGUGAUGCCUGUGAAUCUAUCUGUGUGAUUAUGAAGAAGAUGACACCAAAAUGAGCUCUAGACUGCCUGCUUGCAAUAUUGCAGUGAUUAUGAUGUGAUUGAAAGUCCAGUAAAGUAGCUGAUGAUGCACAGCACAUAGAAAUAGAAGUUCCUACUUAAGUUCCUACUUAUAUUUUACACCAUAUUCCAUGGUGGCAGUAUGACCAGAGAAAACCCUCCCACACCCGCUUAACAGGUCUUUUUGUUUGCAUACAGCUUCUAUCAGCACGGUGGAAAAGGGAGAAGAAAGGACUUUUUUUGUCUUUUCUUGAAGAGUUAGGAGGUUAUGUGCUUCUAAAUGCAGUGUUGCAACCAGUAGCCUGGGCUGCUUUCAUUUCCAGUGCCUCUACAUGUGCUUUACCUUCAUGUCGCAAGUUCACAGACGAGUGUCAUUCUACAGUGAGUCAACAGCCUUUCAUGGGGAUCUUGGGGUCAGCCAGCUCCUUAAAGGUAGCAACGUAGUCAUUGUAUGAGAAACAUUGUCAAAAUAGCAACUUUAGAAGGACAGAGAUGAUCCCUCAGGAUCUUGGGUAAAAACCUAGGUGAUAAUUGGUACUUGCUUUUACUUUACUAAUCCAAGUUCUUUCUAGUCCCUGUGUUAUAAGUUGAUUUUUUGGACAAUUUUUCUUUGAUAUAUGUUCUUUCCAUGCCCAUGCAGUUGGCAAGGGUAUUUUUUUCCAGAUGUGAUUCUAAAGAUGUUGGGGAUUUAUUUAUGUGUGGUAGUAGUGCCUAGAAACUUGUUGUUGAGAGCUGAGUUAAGCAUGGGAUGGCAAGGACAGUAAAACAGCCCCUCCUGGGAGUGGGAUCUAGCUCUGGUUGCUAUUUUCCUUCACUCCCUGUGGUAACAGGGAAGUUGGGUUAUUGAAGCUACCUUGCAUUUCAGUUUCGGAUGGCUUUGGCUGACAGCCCUGGUUAUCCUGCCACACUAUGGGAGUAGACCCUCAAGGCAGCCCCAUAGACUUGCCCUAUGGACUUGCCCCGUAGGUCUUUACACUAGUUACAAAAUUUUCUUUUUCCAGAGGCAUAAAUGAAUGUAAAAUCACAGUUCAGUUUCUGGUCCUCCCACUAUGGGAUAUGUUUAGGGUGAAGUUUGAUAAGCAGUGAUGGGCUUUCUUGUGUGUUUUAUUAUCUGUUGCGGAACACAUGCCUUUCCAAGAUGCUUUCAGAGAAGGAGGAAGGGCAGAAAAAACACGGUCCCUAAUUGUUUCCUGUUAUUUCAAUUUCAUGGGCAGGCCUGGAAGGUCCAGCUGGCCCCUUACAUUGCUCUGCUCACUGAUUUUAGCAUAAGGUGGCAAAAUUUGCACUGUUGAACAGGCUAAAGUGUGGUGGUUACACUCAGUGCUCAGAUACCAAAGCAAAGGAUACUUUCAAAACCCUUUGUCAGGUGAGAGAUAAUGGCAAGGAUAUGUGGCCGUAGGCAUGCUUUCAAGGUGAGAAGGCAGCAGUUUUGCACUGUUUCCUUUUCAGGCUUGCAGAUGGUUUAGGUUUUCACCAUGCUGGAGGCCAGGGCAGUCCAUGAGCAUGUUGCCUGAGAGUUGUGCACUUGGUUUAUAGAAGUGUUAACAUGCCUGAAAGAUGCAAACAGGUUGUAAAGCCUCUUGUCACCUUGCUGGUGGAACCAUAAUGUUUUGCAGGAGCACGGGCAGAACAUACUCUCUAGCUCCAGUGUAUAGACGCAGAAAAUGAGGUAGGUUGUCUUGAGAAAAUGCCGUGGCAACAGCUUCUUUGGGUCAGCUUUUUGCCCCUUGGUUUUUACUUGUUCAUACAGUUUUCCAAACUGGUCACCCGUUGGUGCCUUUUGGGUGAAGGUGGUAGGAUGGAUGUGGAAGGCACAUGCUCUUCUGGAGAGAGCUGGCUCCAUCUGGAAUGAACUAUGGUGAAAUGCCACGGUGGGAAUGGUAGAGUGUGGCUCAAAGAAAUUCAGAGAAUUUAGUUGUUAACUCAGUGCUCGAUGUAACUCGAGUAUAUAGUUAAAUCUAAGCCUCUGCAGAUGACCUGUUACAAUUUUAAUUAGAUAUGCUUCAGUAUUUGGUUUGUUGACACUUGUGCCCUUGCCUGACACUGUCCUACAGUGUGCUUAUGGAUAGCCAGCCAGUGGCACCCUCACCAGGUGCUCUCUUCCACAGCUGUAACUCCCAUGUGAGUGAAAUUGUGAAGAGCACCCUCUUCCUAUGCAGAGAAUCAAUACCUGGUACUGGCAGGAUUCCUUUGUAGGUCCCACUGGAAGCUCAAGCCAUGCUGGGGGUGGGGACUUUGGCCUCCGUGUGUAUGGGUAGUUCUUUUGACCUCAAGCUUGAAGGACUAUGUGAGUCUUCAAAUCCAACCGAUGUGGAGUCCAAAGGAUUCCUCUGACCAUGGAUAUCUCCAGCCCCCGAUCCACAGGUCAAAGGAUGGUUCUCCCAACCCAAUAGCAAACAAGCUUGAAGUUCAUCAGUCGCUUGGACAUCAAAGCUUUGAAGUGCAGGAGACCUUUUGCCUGGACUACCCAUCCAACUCCCAUCUUAACUUAGGGACUGUGCCUCCUGCAGACGUCUCAGUGUUAAACCUGUAUGGCUUUUCUUUUGCUUUGAGGGCCUGAAGAGAGUCCAACUCAGGGGGACAACUCACAUAAUAUUAAGCUGUAAGUGCAAAGACUACUGUCAGAGUACGUCCCUGUGGAUGUUGGUUACUGAGACUCCGUAAACCCAGCUUUGCCCAAGUGAAGUGGUUUAAUACACAGAAAAUCUGGAAUUUUCAUUGUAGAGAGAUAAUAGUCUCAAAAUAGAUUAAUGAUAUUCAUAGACCUCGGUGUCCUGUCCUGUGGGGUCAAAAGCUAUAUCCUCUGGCUGUUCCUGUCCUUUUAAACCCAAGAAACGACAGUCUUCCGAUAUGAAAUCUGAGUAAUAUGUGCAUGUUAUGUAUCUCCACAUGAUACAAACAGCAUUUAUUUUUGCCUUAACUCAGGUUUCACCAUUUCUUCCUACGUAGCAAAGCAUUCUCUUUUGUAAAGGUAUUCUUUUCCAUGUUGUCCAUGGGGUAUGCUCAGAUAACAUGAGUAACAAACGAGUAUUAUGAAGUCAUGGGCGGGAAAUUAAACAUUUCUGCAGUGUACAUCCCCUAUAUUGAAGAAUGCCUGUUGUAUUUGGGCAUAAUAUAUAAAGUGUGCAUUGUGUGGCCUUGCUGUAAGCAUGGGUGAGGUGGGAUAACAAGAUUUGGAAAACGGUUAAAGAACCAAAACAGAUCUGGAAUAAGCAAAGCAGAUACAAAGCAGUCUUUUUGAUGUGGGCUUUCUUCUUGCCUUUGUUGCUAUAGGGAAUUUCUAGAACAUGAAAUGCUGGUACCCAAAUAUAAUUUACUGCUCUUUGGGAGUUUUGCAAAAGGCAGAAGAAGAGCAUCUGUUGGGUUGAAGUGUUUUGGUUUUGUUUUGUUUUGUUUUUUCCCAUCCCCGAAGUCAAGUAAAGCACUUUUUACACCAAAAAUGGCCUUUCUGGUACAGCACCUCUUUAGUCCUUCCUGUUCCAGUGAAGAAAGCAGCGUAAAAACCUGCCUGGGACACGACAGAGGUGACAGAGUCCCACUUCAAGAAGUGCUAAUCAGUGAUCUGUUGGGUGUUGCCCAGGGUAAAAUGAUCGUGCACAGCAGAAGAUCAGAUCUGAGAGCAGACAGGAGGUAUCUGUGGUGGGCUGGAUCCCUGUGUAGCUGAAUAAAGAUGUUCCAGUGCAA
Molecule: messenger RNA, 6002 nt
Organism: Chroicocephalus ridibundus (black-headed gull)
Lineage: Eukaryota; Metazoa; Chordata; Aves; Charadriiformes; Laridae
Gene: ASB1
Product: ankyrin repeat and SOCS box containing 1
Exons: 5
Coding region: 129-1154 (341 amino acids)
Biological process (GO): intracellular signal transduction; protein ubiquitination
Cellular component (GO): ubiquitin ligase complex
Molecular function (GO): protein binding
Source: RefSeq, a predicted model, not a curated record